GGGCCAUAUGAGCGCCGGUCACGCGCGCGCGGCCCCAGUCGAGCCAAGGCAAGCCAGGGAGGGAAGCGGGGCGGGCGGGCGGGUCCGGCUGGAUGCCCUCGAGGGGUCCCGGGCGCCUCUGACCUCUCUCUCCUUGCAGAUGCCGCCUCUCCGCGCCGCUGCCUCUUCGCUGCUGCUGCUGCUGCUGCUGUUCUGCGGCGCUGCCCAAGCGGCGCCCGCCGGGCACGAGGUCACCUACCUGCCGGGGCUGGCCAAGCAGCCCGCCUUCAAGCACUACUCGGGCUACCUGGACGCCGAGAGCGACAAGCACCUGCACUACUGGUAGGUGGGGCGGGGGGAGGGGGGCUGCAGCUCCAGGGGGGCUUGCACCUGGGUCCCGCGGGGCCAAAGCUGUCAACUUGCAGAUUGGAAAAUAAAGGAUCCGCAGCCACAAAAAUAAGGGAUCAGCAGCUUCGAAAUUAAGGGAUCAGCAGCCUCCAAAAUAAGGGAUCCACAGCCUCAAAAAUAAGGGAUCAGCAGCCUCCAAAAUAAGGGAUCCACAGCCUCAAAAAUAAGGGAUCAGCAGCCUCCAAAAUAAGGGAUCCGCAGCCGCAAAAAUAAGGGAUCUGCAGCCUCAAAAAUAAGGGAUCUGCAGCCGCAAAAAUAAGGGAUCCGCAGACUCACCUGUCCCGGGGACAGUUUACAGGAUACAGUGGUACCUCAGGUUACAGACGCUUCAGGUUACAGACUCCACUAGCCCAGAAAUUAGUGCUUCAGGUUAAGAACUUUGCCUCAGGAUGAGAACAGAAAUUGUGCUCCGGGGGCACAGCAGCAGCAGGAGGCCCCCUUAGCUAAAGUGGUGCUUCAGGUUAAGAACAGUUUCAGGUUAAGAACGGACCUCGGGAACAAAUUAAGUACUUAACCCGAGGUCCCACUGUAUCUAACAAUCUGGGAAGCAGCGGGAAACGGUGCUGGAAUAAGGGGAUUUCCCACACAAAAAGGGGAGGUUGGCAGCUGUGCCUGGGGCUGCUCACCUCCUUCCGCCUCCCUUGCAGGUUCGUGGAGGCGCAGGGCAACGGCGCCGCAGACAAGCCCCUUGUGCUCUGGCUGAACGGCGGGCCCGGCUGCAGCUCCAUCGCCGGCCUCCUGACAGAGCAUGGGCCUUUCACGGUCAGUAGCCAGGACUGAUGGAGGGGGGGGGGGGGGGAUCUGGUGGGCCAAGAGAUCCCUUUCCCCUGGAGCAAAUGGGGAAGCGCUGGCAUUUGCUAUGCCAAGGCGGGAGAGAGCCAGGCAUGGAAAUCUGCAUUUCUGUUGCAAUUGCUUUUGGAGAUGCGAUUGCUGCCUUGAGUUCCUUUUUUUGGGGGGGGGGGGGGAGAGCAGCAGCAUAUGGAUUUGAUACAGUUGAUGGCAAUAAUUUAUUUAAAAAAAUUUUUAUUAGCUAUCCAAAUUUAUUACAAACAAAUAGAAAGAAAACAUCCUAACUGUAAUAAUUCCACUUUUGUUAACAUUGUUGGGUGCCUUCCUCGAGUCCCCCUGGCUGAGUUUCCAUAUAAAUGAUUGUAGCAGUUUUCCAAAACUAUUUUCACAUAAAAUUUACUUACGAUUAACAUCUUUCUCGAUAGCAAUAAUUUAGAAGAGUUCAGCUGGAUCAGGGCAAAGGGGCCCCAGAGCCCAGCAUCCUGCUUUCCCAGGGGCCAACCGGGGCCCCCCUGAGAAGCCCGCAAGCAGGGCCACAGUGCAACACAGCCUCCAGCGCCUGGUUUGCAGAGGCCUGUUGCUCCUGACCGGAGUUAGAAAUUCAGAUAUAUAUAUAUAAGGUGGCCCCAAAUGGCUCCUUAAACCAAGGUUGCCGUUGUCCCAAUGGAAUGUCUAGUUGCCAUUUGGGACCAAGGCGGCUCUAAAGUCUCGUUUUUCAAAUGGCGGACUGACUUGUGAUUCUCAGUUAAACAUCCAGCUAGUUCAGAGGACAGUCUUGAGCCAGGUUAAGAACUUUGAGAACUGAAAACAGAAAAGUCGCUUGAUCCAGAGACAUUCCACCCAAAUAUUGGCCUAUUCCGACCUCUUUCUCUGAAUGGUGACUGUUCCUGCUCCGGCCGCACCGAAAAAGCAGUUUGGUUCCUGAAUGUUUUAGUGAUUGUACAGCUAAAACAUAGCGGAUCGAAUUCCACAGAGUGGGGUAAUAAUGUGUUUAAACGGUCCCGAUCCAAGGAUCCCUGGAGGGUUUCAGGCAAGCUCCUUUGAAACGCACAGGGGAGAUUCCGCAUAGCUAUCCUGACUAGUAGCUAUUGCUAGCCUUAUUCGCCUCUUAAGAAAUGGGCUAAUCCUCUUGUAAAGCUGUCCAGGUUUGUGGCCAUGGCUGCAACUUUGAGGUUGAUGCCACAACUGGCCUAGCGGUUCCUUGUUCCACAAGCUGUGGCGCUUUCAGGGUGGGAAGGUGCACGCCAGUCGUGGGUGACGAGAACUCAAUCAGCGUUUAUGAGAUCAGCCACCCGCCUGCGCUCGGCUUGUGACGAGGAGGAUAAUCUCUUGAGAGCCUGGAAGUGCAAUUGUUUUCCAGUAUCACUCGUCGCAAAUAAUGGCCUGUCAGCUCCCUUUGCAAAAUAAAUAAUCUGAAUUGGAAGUUAAUUGGGAUGAUGCACCACGAGGUGACUCAGAUUCAAAACCUGAAUGUGUGAACUUUCUCACCGUGAGGCCGGCUGCCUCCUGAUGUGCCCAGGCCUGCUCCACACAGAGCCUUGCAAUAAGGAUCUGCUGCGAUUUGGGUCACCGGAGAGGGAAUCCCCUUGCCUUGUGUCGCAAUAACAGCCCCUUCUCCCUCCCUUGGCAGAUUCAGCCUGAUGGAGCCACUCUGGGAUACAACAACUAUGCCUGGAACAAGGUGAGGCCUCCUUCCUCCCCUGUCCGUCAAGGGGGUCCCUAAGAAAUGCUUGCUGGGAAUCAAAAUAGAAUUCCUGGCUCUUUCUGAAAGGGCAGUGGCAGCAAAGGAUCCCGUUGCCUGUCUCUGGACAGCUAGAGAGCCAGUCUGGCGUGGUGGCUGGAGUGCCAGAACAGGAUCUGGCAGACCAGGGUUCCAUUGGCUGUGACCAGUCAGUGCUGCCUCACAGGGUGGUUGUGGGAAUAAAACGAGGAGGGGGAGAAUCCUGGACACUGCCUUGAGCUCCCUGGAGGAAAAAGGUGCAGUGAAAUGAAUGAAACCAAGCGCUUGAGGGCACCAGGUGUAUGUCGCCCCCUGGUGGGUGAAAAGUGACUUGCUGUCACCGUCUCUUUUCAGCUGGCCCACAUCCUGUACUUGGAGUCCCCCGUUGGGGUGGGCUACUCCUACUCCGAUAGCCAAGACUACCGGACCAACGACACCGAGGUGUGUAUGGUGGACUGGGAGGGGGGCCCUGGGGGCUUCCGUUCCCUUACCUGCCGUGCGCUCACCUUGCCCCUCCCCCCGGCAGGUGGCUCGCGUGAACUACCUGGCCUUGAAGGAGUUUUUGCGCCUCUACCCGGAAUACAGCAGCAAGGACCUCUUCCUCACCGGGGAGAGCUACGGCGGGAUCUACAUCCCCACUCUGGCGCAGUGGGUCAUGCAGGACCCCAGCCUCAACUUGAAGGUGUGUGUCCGCGGGGUCCUAGAGGGAGGAGGAGGAGGAGGACCAAGGGCUGGGCUGGGGAUCGGGGCCUCUGCAACCUCUGCUUGACAAAGGAGGCGGCUGCCACUCACCUGCUCUGGAGGAUUUCAAGAUCCUGGCGCUGAGCCCGCGCUCAAAAGAGUCGUGGGUGGCAGCCGCGUGCAGAGGCUCCUCAAAGGCCGCCUGCUUCAUCUGUCCCAGAAGCUCCAGAGGAACCAGUCUCAGCUGGCAACUCCUUCCAGAGGAACAAGAACAGACUCCCUCAGAAUGUGGCGCCUCGCCUUCCUCGGAGGUUUUUAAGCAGAGCUUGGAGGGCCAUCUGUCAGGGAUGCUUGACCUGAGAUCCCUGCAUUGCAGCGGGGUUGGGCUGGAUGACCUUGGGGGGUCCCUUCCAACCCUCCAGUCACGUGAUUUUGAUUCUAGAAGCUGCUUUAGCUUUGGGGACGAGGACGGAGAGAAGCGCACAAAGGUUUGACCCUCAGACUGCUGGGAUUUGAGGGUACCCAGUGGAAUCUCUGGGCGGUUCAGUUCAUGGCAACGGUUGUGAUGUUUAAGGCAGCUUUUGCUGGGUCAGAGCCUCAGCAGCCGCUGAGGAAGCCACAAAAAGUGGAGGCGGCAGGCCUGUAAAUUGCAGAGGCAUUUUCUCACCUUGACACGCCUGUGGAAAUUAAGUCACAAAGAAGGCAGAGUUGCCAUCAGGUAACUAAGCAACAGCCUGGUUGGGCAAGCAAGAAGGGAGAUCCCAGGCUCAGAGGAAGAAGCGUCAGGGCCAGAAACUCAGCGGGAAAUUACUUCACUCGCGUCUUCCUAAGACCUUGUGGCUCCUUUCACAACAGCCCAGGGAGCAAGCUUGUUUUCUCCUGCUUUCUGAAGAACUUAAUGAUGGGAAGAGUUGUUGGGCAGUGGAACGGACUCCCUGGGAAGACAGUGGACUCUCCUGCUCUGGAGGGUCAUAAACAGAGUUGGGGGGGGGGGCAUUUUCCAGGGGGUUGGACUAGAUGACCCUCGGCUCCCUUCCAGCGCUAUGAUUCUGUGGUUUUAACACUAUAAGCUCUCUGUUGGUGAAUAUACAUCAACACGUUUUCCACGGCAGCAGACCAAAGGAGAGCUCAGCUUUCCAAAUGUAAGAGAAGCAUGCCACAUUUUGUGACGGCAGCCCCUUCUCGCUCGGGUGCCAAGGGGUCUUCCUCGCUGAUGGGGCUGUGCCUGUGUUUUCCAGGGAAUCGCAGUGGGCAACGGGCUCUCCUCCUAUGAGACCAAUGACAACUCACUGGUUUACUUUGCCUACUACCACGGCCUCUUGGGGAGCAGGUGAGAAUCUGCUGGCUUGGGGUGGGGGCUGCGUCCUUAGGUGCAGAAGAUGGCAGUCUGAAUUUCUGUUCAAUUGGGCCUUAUCAAAAAGACUUGUUUGCCACGCAAAGGUUGCAAAAGGAACUUCCCUUGUGUUUCUUACAUCGGGGAAUGUGGAAGCGAUUUCACAUUGCCUGCUGCACAAACAGAUCUUCAGAAAGUCUAGCUCAGCAAUUAAGUUCCUAAAUGCAGAGAUAAGAGCACACUUGGAACAUUUUAGUCGUGGCGAAUAAAUAUAUAAAAGGAUGUCACAUAGAGGAGGGAGAAAGGUUGUUUUCUGCUGCUCCAGAGAAGCGGACACGGAGCAAUGGAUCCAAACUACAAGAAGGAAGAUUCCACCUAAACAUUAGGAAGAACUUCCUGACAGUAAGAGCUGUUCGACAGUGGAAUUUGCUGCCAAGGAGUGUGGUGGAGUCUCCUUCUUUGGAGGUCUUUAAGCAGAGGCUUGACAACCAUAUGUCAGGAGUGCUCUGAUGGUGUUUCCUGCUUGGCAGGGGGUUGGACUCGAUGGCCCUUGGGGUCUCUUCCAACUCCAUGAUUCUAUGAUUCUAUGAAUGUCAGGCCAGAAGGACAACAGUUUAUGUUUCUGCAUUGUGAAAAAUUGAUAGAAUUAAGUUCUUUGAUGGAGAAGAUGGGCAGUGGGGAGGGAGUGGAAGGGGAGAAACGGGGGUCUGCUUUGGCUGGGGGGGGGGGGGCGUGGCAAAGCCCAGGGCUUUGGGGUGACGAUGGUUCUGGUCCUCCCUCUUCCUGCAGGCUCUGGUCGGACUUGCAGGCCUCGUGCUGCUCUGGCGGGAAGUGCAACUUCCAUGACAACAAGAACCUGAACUGCACUCUUGGGGUGAGUGGGGGGCAGCUGGCCAGGGCGUCUCCCCCUGCCCCCGAACCCACUUGUGGGGCACUGCCUGGGCAGAGGAGUGGGGCUGGGCCCUCUCUUUCUCUCUCUCCAUUUCCUCCUGGCUGGAUCCUUGCAUUUUCCUGUGUCUCGUUGCAGAUGGCGGAGGUGAUCCGUAUAGUGGACGAGUCCGGCCUCAACAUCUACAACCUGUAUGCCCCGUGUGCUGGCGGAGUGCCUGGAAGCUACAGGUAGGCUUGGCUGCUGGCAGGUUCGCUCCCCAGUGAGAUGCGGGGACUGCCUUAUAAGCCACGCCCAACUCCAGCGCCCGCUGCCUGCCCUGGGUGGGUGAGAGUGGCAGGAGGUGCCAGAACGUCAGGCAAGAGCUGAAGCUCCGGGAUUCUUCAGCGGUGGUCCCUGCGUGGGAGGGGGUUGGGCUAGAUGACCCUUGGGGAACCCUUCUGGCUCUCCAGUGAGGUGAGACUAAGCGGGACCCUUCUUUGGCUUCCAGGUACAAUGAUGGGAUGCUGGUCAGCUACGACCUGGGCAACAACUUCAUUCGGCAGCCGCUUCGUUCCUCUUGGAGGGAGGUGAGAGCAGCUCUCUAGAGGUUGGGGGGGGGCAUUCCGUCUCCAAUUCCGCUUGGCGUCAGGCUCUCCCCUUGAGUGUAGAGGCAGAGGGGGCAACAGGCCCAGCUCAAUGCUUUCCAGUUGGGCAGACCCGGAAGAGAGAGAAUUGGGGGGGGGGUGGCUUGUGAGAGGACACCUGUAUCCGUUACCACCACAAAAUCGCCCCCCUCCCUCAGCCGUCGCUUCCUCUAGUGGCCUAGCAGACCUGAGCAUGGAAAUACUUAUGUCGUCUUGGUGGGGAGGGUCAAAGGCAUGGGUAGGCAAACUAAGGCCCGGGGCCCGGAUCCACCCAAUCGCCUUCUCAAUUCGGCCCACAGACGGUCCGGGAAUCAGUGUGUUUUUACAUGAGUGGAAUACGUCCUUUUAUUUAAAAUGCGUCUCUGGGUUAUUUGUGGGGCAUAGAAAUUCGUUCAUUCCCCCCCCCCCCCAAAAAAAUAUAGUCCGGCCCCCCACAAGGUCUGAGGGACAGUGGACUGGCCCCCUGCUGAAAAAGUUUGCUGACCCCUGAACAAAGGGCUGCUUCUAGCAACCAGAGCAGCUGCUGGCACCUUCAGCAUACUUACAAUGAAAUGUGUUCACUCCCCCCCCCCCCAGUUCCUGCUCACCUUGCCGGUCGCAAGUAACAAGGCUCGCCUGGACCCCCCCUGCAUCAACACCUCGUCCCCCACCACCUACAUGAACGACCCCCAGGUGCGCAAGGCCUUGCACGUUAAGGACAAUGCCCCGGAAUGGCAGAUGUGCAGGUGAGAGAGGACAGGUGUGGGGGACGGCACAAAGGUGGCCUCUGGAGGGGAGGAGGCCUUGACCUGGCCUGGGACUGCGCAGCUUCACCCCACCCCUCCUAACGCUCCUUGCCCCCCCCUUCCAGCUUCCCCGUCAGCCGGGGUUACAAGCGCAUCUACAUGACGAUGAACGACCAGUACCUGAAACUGCUUGGCACCAUGGUGAGUCGGUGGAGGGAGGGAGCCCCCUGUGGGGUUUCUCCAUUGCAGGGGGUUGGACUACUAGGCCCUUGGGACCCCUCCUCAGGACCUGGGGGGCGGGGCAGACAUGGGUGGGCUGCCCCAGAGAGCGCCAGAGGGCUCCACUAACUCCAGACUGGCCCUCCUGCCCGCAGAAAUACCGCAUCCUGAUCUACAACGGCGACGUGGACAUGGCCUGCAACUUCCUGGGGGACGAGUGGUUCGUGGACUCCUUGCGCCAGAAGGUGGGUUGAGCCAGGAGCCGUGCCUUGUCACACUGUGGAACUCACCGCCACAGGACACCCAUCUGGCUGAGUUUUCCCAGCCACUCUGGGCGGCUCCCAAUCGAGUGUUAAAAUCAAUACAGCUUUAAAUAUUAAAAACUUCCCUAAACAGGGCUGCCUUCAGAUGUCUUUUAAAGAUAAGAUAGCUGCUUAUUUCCUUGACAUCUGAAGGGAGGGCAUUCCACAGGGCAGGCGCCACCACCGAGAAGGCCCUCUGCCUGGUUCCCUGUAACUUGGCUUCUCACAGGGAGGGAACCGCCAGAAGGCCCUCAGAGCUGGACCUCAGCGUCCGGGCAGAACGAUGGGGGUGGAGACGCUCCUUCAGGUAUACUGGGCCGAGGCUGUUUAGGGCUUUAUAGGUCAGCACCAACACUUUGAAUUCUGCUCAGAAACAUCCUGGGAGCCAAUGCAGAUCUCUCAGGACCGGUGUUGUGGUCUCGACGGCUGCUCCCAGUCACCCAUCUAGCUGCCGCGUUCUGGAUUAAUUGCAGUUUCUGGGUCACCCUCAAAGGUAGCCCCACGUAGAGCGCAUUGCAAUAGUCCAAGUGAGAGAUAACCAGAGCAUGCACCACUCUGGCGAGACAGUCUGCGGGCAGGGAGGGUCUCAUUCUGCAUCCCAGAUGGAGCUGGUAAGCUGCCCUGGACACAGAAUUGACCUGUGCCUCCAUGGACAGCUGUGAGUCCAAAAUGACUCCCAGGCUGUUCACCUGGUCCUUCAGGGGCACAGUUGCCCCAUUCAGGACCAGGGAGUCCCCCACAGCUGCCUGCCCCCUGUCCUCCAAAAACCGUACUUCUGUCUUGUCAGGAUUCAGCCUCAAUCCAUUAGCUGCCAUCCAUCCUCCGACCGCCUCCAGGCAGAUGCUGGAAACCACAGGAGGGAAGAGGGGCCCUUGUGCUCGGAUCCUGCUUUUGCUGGUUUCCCACAGCAGGGGCACCAACUUGGGCCCCAGGUUUGGGUACCCAAUGGCACUUGCGCCUUAAUGUGACGCCAUGGCUUCACGGUGCCUGACAGGGCCUGGGACGUGGUCUCUGAGCCUCGCAAGACCUCCAACGUGACUCCCACCUUGCGCUGUGGGUGCCAGGGCCCCCUAUAGUUGGCACCCAUGUCCCACAGCGAGGACAGGGUGCUGGACGGGGUGGGGCCCCAGCGGUCUGAUCCGGCAGGCUCUCCUCAAGUUCUUACAGACCCUAAUUGGGAAACCAGGAAUGGAAGAACUUGGAAAGCUGGGGGCUGCCAGCUCCCAUAUUUUGGGGGGGAAUACUUCGUUCCUCUUUCCUCCUGUUAACCCAAACAUUCAAAUGUUGCUCUAGCCCAGUCUGUUUCCAGGGACGGAGGGGCGAGAGGCUUUGCACUUGCUUUCUGUUCCACGUUUUCUCUUUCGGUUCUGCUUUCCCACAUGGGGGAAGUGAGCCGCGAAAUGCUGAGCUCCUCCUUGCGUGUUUUGAGGAAGCCAGCUGGUUUUAAUUUAACCUCAGCACCACCAAGAAGCUGGCAAGAACCACUCUUAACCCCCAGCCAGCUUUUCGCCUAAGACAGUAAGAGCGGACUCCAUCUGAUGGUGGUCUGGGACUCUCCUUCCUUGGAGGAUUUUAAGGUCCAUGAAUAACCAUAGUUUAGAGGUCCCGGGCCCUAAGGAAGUCAGAUUAUCCUCCACCAGGGCCAGGGCCUUCUCAGUGAUGGCUCCGACCUGGUGGAAAGCUCUGUCCCAGGAGACCAGGGCCCUGCAGGAUUUAACUUCCUUCCGCAGGGCCUGUAAGACAGAGCUAUUCCGCCUGGCUUUCCAUUUGAACUUAGCCUGAUCUUUUAUUCCCCUUCCUUCCUUCCUUCCUUCCCUCUCCCUCCCCUUUUUAUGAAGAUUACCCGCUCUGGGAUCCCACAGCUAAUUCUCCCCUGGUCUCCUCGCUGGCCCAAAUAGGACUAAUUUAGCCAGCUAGCCCUAGUGAUCAUCUAAUGUUUAUUGGAUGGAUUUUCCCCAUAAAUUGAUUUUUAAUUCUGAAUUUAUUGUUGUUCACGUUUUAUAUGGUAUUUUAUGCUGUUUUUUGUUGCAUCCAUUAAGUGUUUUAACUUUGUUGUUAGCCACCCUGAGCCCGGUUUUCUGAACCGGGAAGGGCAGGGUAUAAAUAAAAAAUUAUUUAUUAUUAUUAAAGCAGAGGUUGGGUGGCCAUCCGCCAGGGAUUCCUGAGGUGCGAUUCCUGCCUUGCAGGGGGUUGGACUAGAUGGUCUCUGGGGGUCCCUUCUGGUUCUAAGAACAGGGUCUCUGCUUGGCAGGUGCAAGUGGCCCGGCGGCCAUGGAUCUACACGGAUGAGAACGGGCAGGACCAGAUUGGCGGCUUCGUGAAGGAGUAUACCAACAUCUCCUUCCUCACCGUCAAGGUAAGUGGUCCAGGUGUGUCUGUGGCUGGACUCCUGGCCAGGGCAUCAUUUCUGCCCCCUGGAAACCCUUCGGCCACCCCAACCCCCUCUUUCCUUUUUCCUUUCUCCUUUUGUCAUGGAACUCCUUAUUUGGGGACUUCCCUGGCUUUUUUCUGGCUCAUGUAGGACCAGUCUGGAUAGUUAGCCUUGGUGAAGACUUGACGUUUUCAUCCCCAAAAGUUUUUGAUUGAGUUUCCACUGAAACGAGGCUGCAUUUUAAUAUUUUAAUGUUAAAUCUUGUUUUUUAAAGCUGAAUUUCAAUCAAUUGUUUUUAUAUUGGGUGUUAGCUGCCCUGAGCCUGGUCUUGGCUGGGGAGGUGGGGUAUAAAUAAAAAUUUAUUGUUAUUAUUAUUAUUUAUAACCCUGCCAUGUUCUCCCAUCUCCGACCCACAGGGAGCAGGUCACAUGGUGCCUUCGGACCGCCCAAGACCUGCCUUCAACAUGUUCCAGCGCUUCAUCACGGGGCAGCCCUUCUAGCCCUCGCCUCGUGGCGCCCUCUUCCGCCUCCGAGGGGAACUGCGUCCUCCGUGCGCCCGCACCCCCUGUGCCAAGGUGGCAGCUGGGACCUCCCGCAGGGCCGCUUGCCCCCCGUUGCCAGGCGCUGGGGAGGCACAAGGACUCUCCCGACCCUCCGCCCUGCCGGCCGCUUUCCUGGGCUUCCAGGCUGCCUUGGGGGUUGGGCUGGGGUCCGCCGGGCCCCCUCUUCCUCCUCUCCUCCCGGGGCAGCCCUCCCCUCCCUCCCCAGCACUGCCUGUGGGGGUUUUGCACUGCCUUUGGGGAGCAGGGUGAGACCUGCCUCCCUCUCCCCCCUUGCACCCCUAACGGGACCACCUCUCUCAGCCUUAGUUCUCGGUCAGUCUUGACGAAGGGAUCUGAAUCACUGGUGAAAGAAAUGCCACUCCUGGGCUGCACCCACGUCUCUGGGCCAGGGCCCACGAUUAAAACUUAUUUUUCUAAGGGGACUGG
Molecule: messenger RNA, 11031 nt
Organism: Podarcis lilfordi (Lilford's wall lizard)
Lineage: Eukaryota; Metazoa; Chordata; Lepidosauria; Squamata; Lacertidae
Source: the annotation of a GenBank genome assembly